Messenger RNA from Amaranthus tricolor (Joseph's coat), 970 nucleotides. RefSeq names its product GATA transcription factor 16-like. The record is from RefSeq and is a predicted model, not a curated record. The transcript is spliced from 3 exons. Gene Ontology annotation, biological process: regulation of DNA-templated transcription. The coding region runs from base 271 to 657 and encodes 128 amino acids. Gene Ontology annotation, molecular function: sequence-specific DNA binding; zinc ion binding. Lineage: Eukaryota; Viridiplantae; Streptophyta; Magnoliopsida; Caryophyllales; Amaranthaceae.
UCGGCUACCAACAGCAAAAUAAAGUGUGCAUUGCUCCUUUAAAUACCAUUAUCUGUCCUCCAAUCCAACAUUGAUCAUUCCCUACUUUCUCUCUCUUCAUUUUUCUUUUGCAAAAUCACCCCGCCGCCUCCUCAUCACUCACCAUCCCUUCAAAAUCCCGCCAUUUUCUAGUUUUGAUCAUUCUUAUUUGAUCAUUUCUCAACCUCUCAUUCUCCUUUCUUCGCUCAACUUAUCUACAAUAUUAAAAACCUUCGAAUUUCUCUGAUCAUCAUGUUAGAUCUAAAGUGUUCAGUUUCUGAAUCACAGAGUAGUAGUUUUGAAUUAAAGAGAUGUACUGACUGUCAAACAACAACUACUCCUUUAUGGCGAGGCGGUCCUGCCGGACCUAAGACAUUAUGCAAUGCAUGUGGAAUUAAAUACCACAAGAGGAGAAGAGCGCUAUUAGGAUUAGAAAAAGGAAAAGUAGACAAAAACAAGAAAAAAACCACCAGCAGCAAUGGAAGUAGUAGUAGUAGUAGUAACAAUGGCGGCCUUGGAAUGCCGUUUAAGAUCAAAGUGAUUAGACAAAGUACUGAUAAUUUCCGAGACAAAUUAGGAGAGGUUGAACAAGCGGCUAUGCUUCUAAUGGCUUUGUCUUAUGGCUCUGUUUAUGCUUAAUUAAUUAAUUAGUUUAGUUUGCUGAGACGAUUUUUUCCUUUGUAUGGUCCAAUAUUGCCCUUUCCGCUAACCCUAUCCGACCCGACCCUACCUUACCCGAUAACGCAAUCUUGUAACCCUAAUUUUCCUUUUGAAUUUUAUCUAUUUUCUUCCGAUUUUACCCUUGCCAAGUUUGGCUUCCAACGGUAUCCACUAUUUAUGGUUUUUUAUAUUCUGCUAUUUUCAAUGACGAGGGCAAUGUUGUAAAUUUAGAUAGCGAGUGGUGGUGUUUUGAUAAUCGACUAAUUAUAAAGAAAUUCGUUAUUUUAGUGCA